Molecule: messenger RNA, 1635 nt
Organism: Penicillium manginii
Lineage: Eukaryota; Fungi; Ascomycota; Eurotiomycetes; Eurotiales; Aspergillaceae
Exons: 5
Coding region: 1-1635 (544 amino acids)
Source: RefSeq, a predicted model, not a curated record
AUGUCUCUUUCUCUACCAAUUAAUCGAGAAUGGUUAAAAGAUUUUGAGCUAAUAAAUUUUCAAAGCGCUUGCGUCGCUAGUAUAGUGCGGAUUUACUAUCUCCAUGUGUUCACAAACGCUAUUGAUGUCACUUGGCUUAUGGGCCCUGUGUUCAUAUGGUCUACUAUCGAGCCAUCGGUUGCAAUGGUUUGUGCUUGUCUUCCACAUCUUGCUCCGCUUGCUCGCCUUGCUCGACAAACAAUCUUUACCAGCCUUCAUUCGCAAAAAUCAAAGACUGGGGACUCAGGUCGACCCCACCACACUUUCGACAGAUCAGGCCAAGAGCCUCAAAGAAAGCUCAUCUUUGGAAGUGCCGGAGCAAAAUUCGACUAUGGACUGGCCCAGAUGAAGAAAGAUGCAAAUGACGAUGAGAUCGGGCUCACAAAUUACGUGACCACCAACCCUAACCAUACCAAGAACUCCUCUGUUGAAUCCGUGUCCGAUUACUAUCAUCAUGUACUGGGUCCACCGCCGGUCGGCAUGGACCUAGCUGAGAACCGAGCUGCUAAGGAUAAUGCAGUUGUUAUCACUCUAUGUGUUGUCGCGGUGAUCAGUGUAGCUUUGAGAUUCAUUGUCAGAUUAAGAGGACCCAGGCCUCGACCUGAGUUGGAUGACUGGCUGAUUGCGAUUGCUAUUAUUCCUUUGAUGGCUCUUCUCGCUGCAUCAGUUUUGGCAUCAAGAUGGGGAAUGGGAAAACACAUCUGGGCGGCAAGUAUUCAAAGAAUAGUGGAAAUGAAGAGGCUAUUAUUUGCUUGGAUAUUCGUGUACAUUUUCGAAUUAUUCAUUAUCAAAACUUCGAUCUUAAUGUUUUACCGACGCAUCUUUGGAAUGAACUGGAUGAUUUGGACAUGUCUUAUACUUUCGAUGCUCUGGGUUCUUGGAAGUAUGAUUGCACUUCUCGCCUGCCCAGACCCGAUUCCCUAUUUUUGGGACGAGACCCUUGAUCCCACAGCUGGAAGGUUUCGAUACAACUUUCAUAAUUACUAUAUCGGGAAUGCAGCAGGGAAUGUUGCCAGCGAUGUUCUAAUCCUUCUCGUGCCCUUCCCGAUAGUCUGGCGGUUAAAGAUGCGAGUCACUCAAAAGAUUAUGGUAUCCAGUGUGCUCCUACUCGGUAUCUUUGUCUGUGCGGCUAGUGCGGUGCGCCUGCAUUUUGUCAUGUAUCUCAACUCACCGGAUCUAACAUGGGCCAUGAGCGAUGUUUAUGUCUGGUCUGAUGUCGAGCCUUGUCUUGGUAUAAUCUGUGCCAGUCUUCCGGCCGUGCAGCCGCUCGUUCGAUCCGUGAUGAAAAUGGAAAAGUUUCUUUUCUUGCGCCAAAAGCUGCAUAUCGGAAAGCCACCAUCUCAUAGCCGAAUGGGUAGUAGCCACAGGCUCCAAAAGCGAAGCAGCUGUAGCAGCAAUACAAGCAGCCACUUAACGCAUGUGGAUAGCUUGGAUGGAAAAGGGGAGCUGGUUAUGCGACCGGAGAAUGAUGAGACGAGAUUGACAACUGUCAUCACCCAUAUCGAAUCCGAGCCCCGACAAAGGGCGAACCUGGAUGAACUCUUAGGUCCGGGUUUCAUUCGAGUUCAACAUGAAGUUGAGAUUAGCGUGGCAUAG